Macadamia integrifolia is the source of this 1501-nucleotide messenger RNA. RefSeq names its product S-adenosyl-L-methionine:benzoic acid/salicylic acid carboxyl methyltransferase 3-like. Gene Ontology annotation, molecular function: S-adenosylmethionine-dependent methyltransferase activity. The coding region runs from base 81 to 1109 and encodes 342 amino acids. The transcript has 4 exons. The record is from RefSeq and is a predicted model, not a curated record. Lineage: Eukaryota; Viridiplantae; Streptophyta; Magnoliopsida; Proteales; Proteaceae. Gene Ontology annotation, biological process: methylation.
AAUAUUCAUCAACCCCACGUAGACUUCUAAAUUCCCAAGUCUCAAGUAGAUUGAGUGAACUUGAAUCCAACAAUUUAGAAAUGGAUGUGACUAAAGUUCUCCACAUGAAGGGAGGAAUUGGACACUCGAGCUACCAUACCAACUCGCUGCUUCAGAAAAGGGUUAUCACGAUCACGAAGCCCAUAACAGAGGAAGCCAUUCUUGAUCUCUAUUCAACCAGGUUGCCUAAAAAGCUGGCCAUCGCGGAAUUGGGUUGCUCUUCUGGACCCAAUACCUUAUUUGUGGUUUCCGUGCUCAUUGAUGCCAUCAAUAAGAAAUGUCGCCAGCUCGAACGUCCAUGUCCAGAGUUUCAAGUGUUCCUGAACGACUUACCAGAAAACGACUUCAACACCAUCUUCCGGUCUCUUGCCCAUUUCUGUGGGAAACUAAAGGAGGAGAAAGGAGAUGACUUGGGGCAAUGCUUUAUCUCAGGAACUCCUGGUUCCUUCUAUGGUAGGCUCUUCCUAAGAGAGAGUAUCCACUUUGUUCACUCUUCUUAUAGUCUCCAAUGGCUAUCUCAGGUUCCUCAAGGGCUCGAGAGUAGUAACAAGGGAAACAUUUUCAUCUCAAAAUCAAGCCCUCCAUGCGUGCUCAAAGCUUACUAUGAGCAAUUCGAGAGCGAUUUCUCAGAAUUUCUGAGGUUACGUUCGGAAGAAUUGAUCCUUGGAGGCCGUAUGGUACUAACGAUUCUGGGGAGGAGAAGCGCAGAUCCCUCCAGUAGAGAGUGUUGUUACAUAUGGGAGCUCUUGGCCUUGGCACUCGGUGACAUGGUCUCGGAGGGAUGGAUCGAGGAGGAGAAGGUCGACUCUUUCAAUUUGCCUCUUUAUAGUCCAUCCCUUGAAGAAGUAAAGUCUGUGAUAUUAAAGCAAGAAUCCUUUGGCAUAAAUCGGCUGGAGAUUUCAGAAGUAAACUGGAGUACGGAAGAAGACUUGAAUAGUGGUAUGAGUGAGGAGGGAUUUUCGUUUGAUAAACAAAGUAUUGGGCACAAUGUGGCAAAGUACAUGCGAGCUGUGUCAGAGUCGUUGAUUGCUAGUCACUUUGGGGAUAGCAUAAUAGAGGAGUUGUUCUAGAGGUAUGGGGAGAUACUCGUCGGCCGCAUGUCGAAGGAGCAGACCAAGUUCAUCAAUGUCGUCGUCUCCAUGACAAGGAGAGGAUGAUCGAUGAGUUGAUAAAGACAGGCCAUCUCUGUUCAUCCAUUAUUAAUUAUCAUUUCCAUGACAAAGAAGAUAUAUAUAGGUUGACGAAGAUGUCCAAUAUGGUAUUAGUGAGAUGGAGUGGUGUGGUAAUUACCUGAAGGGGAGAGGAACCAAGGUCUUCUUGUUGGCUAUAAAAGCAUGUAAUAAUGAGGUUGGAGGCGUUCCCCACACCCCUUAGAUAGUGUGAGAUUGUGACAGGAGGUCAUGAUACGGAACGAUCCAAUCUCUGUAUUAAUGAGAGGCAGCCGAUUAUUGAAAUACAAAAA